AUGAACACACAGCUGCCAUACGCCGUGCAGUUCCAAUCGCGGGGAAUAUCAACACCGGACUUUAAGGCGUGGGGAGGAGCCAGUGCGCGAGCGCACAAGGACCGCGUAAACAGCGUGAGCUGGAGUGUCGAUGGACGACGCUUGGGCAGUGUGUCGGCCGACAAAACGCUACGAAUCUGGCCCGAGAAGGCACUCGACAGUGUGCGCCCGGAUGCCAAACUAGCCAGUGCGAUGGUAGGGCACAGCGACAAGGUGACGCAACUCGCAUGGCACCCGCUCGAUUCGAACCUCCUUUCGACCGUUUCGCUCGACCGCACGCUGCGGUGCUGGGACAUACGCGCGCGCGCACCCACACACACCCUCCAGCUGCCCGCACCAGCUUAUAACGUCGCCUACCACCCUUCUGGGAAUACAGUGGCGGCGGGCGCCGAAACGGUGGAUUUCUUCGACCUCGCUAGCUCAGCUGCCCCGAUGCAGACACUGGAGAGACACUCGGACAAUCAACGGAUCAAUCACGAUUUCAAGUGGUCGGCGGAUGGCCAGCUCUUCGCUGUCUGUUGCGGUGAUGGUACCUUUCAUACACACCUCUACCCGUCUUUUGAACCUGAAUACACAUGCCAAGCGCACACAUCGGACGCUACAACGCUCGAGUUCACCCGCGAUCGUCGUCAUUUGCUCACGGGCGGGGGGGAUGCAGUGGUGCACGUAUGGGAUGUGGACGAGUGGGUUUCUAGAGGCACGAUCAACAAUCUAGACGGACUCGUGCGGUCGAUCAGCGCGAACAGCAAUUCCGAGUGCGUGGCUAUAGGGACAGACGACAGGAACGUGGUUAUUGCGAGUAUACACACGGGCGAGGUGCUGCACUCCUUCAACACUGCCGCCAAGAGCAAGGCGGUGGCAUGGCAUCCGAAUAAGUUCCUGCUGGCUUACGCGAGCGAGGAUAUCAGCAGGGAGGAACACUCCCGCGAUCCUGGUCUUACCAACAUAUCCUCGUCUGUACGUGUGUGGGGAAAGGGCGUAGGCAGGCCGGGUGUUUGA
This is a messenger RNA of Wallemia ichthyophaga EXF-994, 1038 nucleotides long. RefSeq names its product THO complex subunit 3. The transcript has 2 exons. The record is from RefSeq and is a predicted model, not a curated record. Gene Ontology annotation, biological process: mRNA export from nucleus. NCBI's taxonomy places the organism in Eukaryota, Fungi, Basidiomycota, Wallemiomycetes, Wallemiales, Wallemiaceae. Gene Ontology annotation, molecular function: protein binding. Bases 1 to 1038 code for a protein of 345 amino acids. Gene Ontology annotation, cellular component: THO complex part of transcription export complex.